This is a messenger RNA of Megalobrama amblycephala (Wuchang bream), 2812 nucleotides long. RefSeq names its product glucocorticoid modulatory element binding protein 2 (gene gmeb2). Lineage: Eukaryota; Metazoa; Chordata; Actinopteri; Cypriniformes; Xenocyprididae. Gene Ontology annotation, cellular component: nucleus. Gene Ontology annotation, biological process: positive regulation of transcription by RNA polymerase II. The record is from RefSeq and is a predicted model, not a curated record. Gene Ontology annotation, molecular function: DNA-binding transcription activator activity, RNA polymerase II-specific; RNA polymerase II cis-regulatory region sequence-specific DNA binding.
AUAUUUUGAUUUUUUUUUUUUUUGCACCCUCAGAUUCCAGAUUUUCAAAUAGUUGUAUCUUGGCCAAAUAUUGUCCUAUCCUUUCAAACAAAAAAAUGGUUUUGUGGUCUAAAGAACAGCUAACUGUUAUAUGGAUACAACUAACUUAGCUAUCGGAUACACAAAGCAUUCAAUAGUGCAUCAAAUAAUCCAGGAACAAAAUAGUUAAAAAGCAUUCCUGUAGCUCAUCUGACACAAAGGUCAUGAGCUCGAUUGACAAAAAUGUAUACAUUGUACGCAAGUUGCUUUGCUAAAUGCAUAAAUGUAAAUGGUAAAAGAUGAACAGAAAAAGUAAAUUAAAUAAAACAUGAAUUCAGCUUAUGCAAAUUAGUAUGAAGCUUAUUUUAUCUUCAUUUAUUUAGGCUACUUGUUUACUGUGAGACCAACUUACUAUGAACUUUCCACAAGGGGGCGCAUGGAGGCCCCCAAUCCAAGGCCAAAUCCUCAGAAAAGCAACUGUGCUUCUUUGGCGCUGGAUAAUGAAUUAAAAGCGAAUAAUGACGAGAAGGUUUAAUAGCUAUUAAAUUAAAUUAAAUACGAAACUAGCUAUUUGAACUAAAGGAAUUAUUAUUUAAACUAACCCCGCCCAUUUUAUCACUACCUUUUCAAGCAAACUGCCUUCUAUCGACUUCAAGUUCUAUUGUUUUCCACGCCCGUGACGUCAUCAGGGAGCAUGCGCAAUAGAGUCUGUCUGCCCAGCGCUUCCUAAACACGUACGGAUUCAAACUCUUGCGGAUGCUGAUUGACAGCUGUCAGAUGCUGAUGACCUCAUGGCAUCGUCCUCUGAGGUGAACGUACACAUGGAGGAGGUGGUGGUGGUUACAACCCCUGACACCGCAGGUCAGACUUCAUCUAGCGAUGAGGAGAAGAAUAUACUGGUGGCUACAGACCUGGAACAGUCUGGGGAAAACAUUAUGGAGCAAUCCAUGGAGUCUGAGGCCGAGGCUGAGUCGAGCACCACUAUCUCGCUGCCCAAGGACACUGUAUUGGUGAAAAUAUCUGAUGAUACAGAUGUAGAGGGUGAUAUUCUCUACCCAAUAACCUGUGGGGACAGCAAAGCCAACCUCGUGUGGAAGAAGUUUGUGUGUCCCGGGAUCAACAUCAAAUGUGUGCAGCUGAACGAGCAUCUCAUCAGUCCAAAGGAGUUUGUCUAUAUAGCGGGAAAGUCUACGCUGAAGGACUGGAAGAGAGCCAUUCGCCUCAAUGGAACCAUGUUGAGGAAGAUCAUGGAUUCAGGUGAGCUGGACUUUUAUCAGCACUCCAGACUGUGUUCAAACACCUGCCGCAGUACCAAGAUUGACCUGGUGGGGUCACGGGUGUCUCUCAGCAGCCAGCAGUCCACGGAAACGGCUCCUGCAACCCCCGCCUCUGUGGAUGUGAAUGGAUCUGCAGCUUCAUUUUCCACUGAUGGUGACGACAGCACCGAAUGGGUCACGGCUAUAGGAGAGGACACUAUGACGUUCUGGAGAGGACUGAGGGAUGCUGGGCUGUUGGAGGAAGUCAUGGAGGACCUGGAGAGACAGAUCCAGGAGAUUCUCAAGGGCCUGGAGGAGCGAAUCCAAGACCCUCCACUGCAGGUCAAAGAUGCCGCUCUGCUCAAUAAUAUAGUCCAGAACUUUGGGAUGUUGGACCUGGUGAAGAAAGUUCUUUCCAGUCACAAAAGCCAGAUGGACCGCUGUAGGGAGCAGUACACGCGCAGCUUAGUGGCUCUGGAGCAACAGUGUGACGAGCAUCGCAAACGCGCCAAAGAACUGAAGAGCAAAUCGCAGCACCUCAACAACGUCCUGAUGACCUUGACCCCCGUGACCUCACCUCCCACUGCCAAACGCCCCCGUCUGACCCGUGCCGUUUCGGGGCCCGCCACCGUGGCCGCAACGCCCGCCCAGUCCACGCACUUCACCCUGCCCAUCACCCAGCUCACCGGCAUUCCGCUGGACAAAGUCCUGUCGGCUCAGACUCAGUCACUGAUCGGCGGAUACACAGUGCUGACGUCACCGGGGGGGACCGAACUCCAUCCUGACGGCUCUAAUCUGACCGUGCUGAGCACUGGUGGCGUUCCACAGGGGUCCUCGGGACCCACGUUCGUCAAAGUGGUCAGUCCGUUUCAGCUGGUCACGUUGCCCACAGUGGGAGCCGGAGCCACGUUGCAGAACCUGGCAGCACCAGUAGGGAGCGCUGCGGGCAACACUGUAGUUGCGGUGCCCGUAAGCACGGUUAGUGCUGUCAGUAGCAUAAACACUGCCGUCGUUGAGACCGUUGGGCCACAAGCAGAAGCGGCUACAGAACAGAGAGAUGACCAGAAGGAGUGAAAUUCUCCUGAAACCCUGGAAAUAGUUGCGUAACGUCAAUGUAUCAUAUGCUUUGUAUACGGAGGAUGAACUUUUUUGCAGUUUUAUGGGGAAUUUGCAACUUUUUUGCAAAAAUGGCCAUGGUUUGGUAAUGAAAGUCUUUUGUUGUUAUUGCAUUUGAUUUCAUUGUAAUCUGAUUACAAUGUGGUGAAAUACAGUUUAAGGACAUUUUAUACAAAACAUGAGGCACAUUUUGUCCUUAAAAUUUUGUGAUUGGCCAGUGUGUAUAAUUUGUAGUUAUAAUGUGUUUUGGAUGUAACGCUCACUUCCUUAUUUAUACUGUUCACAUAAUUUUUCCAUAUUGAUGUCUUCCAUAUUAAGUACUUCAUUACAAUGGUAUCUGUACUUGACCUGUCAUUGAUUAUUUAAAAUUGAUUAACUCAGACCAUCUUGUCUUUCAUAAUAAAUAUACAUUGUACGGUACA